Molecule: messenger RNA, 2442 nt
Organism: Capsicum annuum
Lineage: Eukaryota; Viridiplantae; Streptophyta; Magnoliopsida; Solanales; Solanaceae
Product: 3-oxoacyl-[acyl-carrier-protein] synthase II, chloroplastic
Exons: 14
Coding region: 347-2005 (552 amino acids)
Biological process (GO): fatty acid biosynthetic process
Cellular component (GO): chloroplast stroma
Molecular function (GO): 3-oxoacyl-[acyl-carrier-protein] synthase activity
Source: RefSeq, a predicted model, not a curated record
AAGGAUGAAAUUAAAGCUUGGCUCAGAAAUGCGGGACCAGAAAUGCUUGGUAGUUUAUAGUGAGCAGAGAUACAGGAAAACGACAGCAUUUUGGUUUCUUCAUCUCUCUCAGAUUGAACCAACCCCACGAAUAUAAGCCACCCGUACCCCUAACCCAGUUUCCUUUAAUCUCUCCCCGUCCCUGCCCCUCGCCCCCUCCUCUUCUCUGCUCUGAAGUUGUUCUGAACUGAACUCUCCCCCCCUGCAUUAUUUAGCAUUUGUGUUGGUUUAUUUUUCUUGUACAGACUUUCAGUUGGCACAGCAUUGAAAAGCAUAUAUAUAAAGGGGGUUGUAUAUUUUGAUCGGAAUGGCGUCAUCGACGGUAUCGUCAUGGCUGAUUGGGUCAUGCAUGUCAGUUGUUGAGCAUGAAAUAGAUGGUUUCUUUGGGAUUUCUAAGUCUAAAUGCAAACGGGCUGCUGCUGUUGCUCCAACUAGAAGAAGAAGAAGGGUUUUCCUUGACACCAAAUCCGACAAUGUUCUUACUCACUUUUCCUCCUCUAAUUCUUCUUUGUUUGUUGAUAAUUACUCCUCCUUUUUAUUCUGUGGAUCCGAAAUGAGUAGGCGCACCAAACUCAUUUCCUCUGCUCAUACAGGGGAGGUAAUGGCAAUUGCUUCUCAACCAGCCAUGGAAGUUUCACUAAAGAAGAAACCCCCAACAAAGGAAAGGCGAGUUGUUGUGACAGGAAUGGGUGUGGCCACACCAAUUGGUCAUGAUCCCCAUGAGUUCUAUGAAAACCUGCUUCAAGGUGUUAGUGGCAUAAGUGAAAUAGAAGCUUUUGAUUGUUCACAGUAUCCUACAAGAAUUGCUGGAGAAAUCAAGUCUUUCUCAACUGAUGGCUGGAUUGUACCCAAACUUUCUAAGAGAAUGGACAAGUUCAUGCUUUACAUGCUAAUGGCUGGUAAGAAAGCACUUUCAGAUGGUGGAAUUACUGAUGACAUGAUGGAUGAAUUGGAUAAAAGAAGAUGUGGAGUUUUAAUUGGCUCUGCUAUGGGUGGGAUGAAGGUUUUUAAUGAUGCAGUAGAGGCUCUGAGGGUUUCCUAUAGGAAGAUGAAUCCUUUUUGUGUCCCAUUUGCAACUACAAACAUGGGUUCUGCCAUGCUUGCCAUGGACCUGGGAUGGAUGGGUCCAAAUUAUUCAAUUUCAACCGCAUGUGCGACAAGCAACUUCUGCAUAUUGAAUGCUGCCAACCACAUCAUUAGAGGUGAAGCUGACAUGAUGCUAUGCGGUGGAUCAGAUGCAGCAAUUAUACCAAUUGGAUUGGGAGGAUUUGUUGCAUGCAGAGCACUUUCACAACGAAACACUGACCCUGCAAGAGCCUCUCGGCCUUGGGAUAGUAACCGUGAUGGAUUUGUUAUGGGUGAAGGAGCUGGUGUCCUGCUUCUGGAAGAACUUGAGCACGCCAAGCAAAGAGGUGCAACAAUCUAUGCUGAAUUUCUAGGUGGAAGUUUUACUUGUGAUGCUUAUCACAUGACAGAGCCUCAUCCUAAAGGAACUGGAGUCAUUCUAUGUGUAGAGAAAGCAUUAGCUCAGUCAGGGGUAUCCAAGAAAGAUGUGAACUACAUUAAUGCACAUGCGACAUCCACACCAGCAGGAGAUCUUAAGGAGUAUCAAGCUCUUCUUCAUUGUUUUGGACAGAAUCCAGAGUUGCGAGUUAACUCCACAAAAUCUAUGAUUGGUCACCUGCUUGGAGCUGCUGGUGCUGUUGAAGCUGUGGCAACUAUUCAGGCUAUACGAACUGGUUGGGCUCAUCCAAAUAUUAAUCUUGAAACCCCAGAUGAAGGCGUUGUAAGGAUUUUUCUUCUGUGCAUUGUCAACAAUUUCUUGUUCAUGAUACGAAUAUACUUGUUGGUCCCAAAAAGGAACGGCUGGAUAUUAAGGUGGCAUUGUCUAAUUCAUUUGGAUUUGGUGGCCACAACUCAUCAAUCUUAUUUGCUCCUUACAAGUAGAUCUCUUGGACAAUAUUGAUGCAUCUGACAGAUACAAGGAAUAUUUGAAAGGAUUCGUGAUCCGUGAGUUACAUGAAGGACACUCGUGGAAGAGGACCAAGUCUCGAAGAAUUUAUCUUUUGGAAGGUAGUCUAAUGAUGGUGGUACUUCCCUCUUAUAUUCAGAUUUGUUUUAGAUGAUUGUUGGAGAGAGAAGAUCCUGGCGUGAAGAAUAGGGGGAAGGAGUAAUUUUUCUCCAUAAGUUGUGACAAUCUCCUUCUCUUAUAGCUAAACUAAACUAAAUCGUUUCUUAUAUAUCCAAUCCUUACACAUACCAGCAAAUGGUUGCCUGACCUUUAGGUGGUUGCAUACGGCCGUUAAUGCUUAGUGUACUAGUUUCUUUGUAUACCAUAUAUUUUGCAACACCAUUAAAUUUGACUUCUUGAUAUUUGAGUGAACAAACUUGCUUACAGGGAAA